AUGUCAAAAAAUCAUGUUCAACAAGAAUCAGCUGACUCGGAGUCUGGAGAAAGUCCAAGCUCCCAAUCAAACUCAAACGAAUCAAGAAAUGUAAUUGAUCGGAAUUCCUUGGUUGAUCAUAUUCGAAAAUCACUGAUGCAACGUUUCAACGAUUUUUCGAUAACUGAAGAGGCAAUUGUUUUGAUGAAUACAAUUUUGGAGCAUGUUCUUGAAAAAAUUCUGACGGAAGCAGAAUCCUUAACACAGAACAUGCGAUCGAAAACAAUUGAAUUAUCGUCUAUUGAUGCAGCAAUUGAAGAAGUAUUUGGAGGAAAACAACUCAUGUUUCUGAAUCAAAUUCGAGAAAAAACUGUGGAAAAACCAAAUGAAGGAGAGAAAUAA
Messenger RNA from Caenorhabditis angaria, 381 nucleotides. Lineage: Eukaryota; Metazoa; Nematoda; Chromadorea; Rhabditida; Rhabditidae. The record is from the annotation of a GenBank genome assembly.